Photinus pyralis (common eastern firefly) is the source of this 4483-nucleotide messenger RNA. RefSeq names its product liprin-beta-1 (gene Liprin-beta). The record is from RefSeq and is a predicted model, not a curated record. Gene Ontology annotation, biological process: neuromuscular junction development. Lineage: Eukaryota; Metazoa; Arthropoda; Insecta; Coleoptera; Lampyridae. Gene Ontology annotation, cellular component: presynaptic active zone. Gene Ontology annotation, molecular function: protein binding. Bases 314 to 3886 code for a protein of 1190 amino acids. The transcript is spliced from 12 exons.
AGGCAUUGCUCAGUCGUUGCUGAGACGUUGUUAAUAACGUUACCACUUGACAUUUGUAUUGAAUAAUUAAUAAAUAUUACGCUCUCUUAACUAAAGUGGCCAUUAUUGCUGGGAUUUAAUUAUUAGUUUAUUGUUUGUUGGUCGUGUUUUCGCCUCGUAUUAAAAACGCUCUCUACGAACGUGUGAAUCUUUACGUAAAUAUUUAGUGUGAACUUCCAAAUUACCUUCAUAAAUCAAUGACAAGGGUACUUAGGUGGACUUAUCGUUGGUUCUUCAUACGCACGCGAACGUAGCUUAAAAAUAAACUGGUAGGAUGCGCGAUCGGUGUUGCGGGGGUGGCACGAUGGUAGCAGCUGCAGUGGCAGUUCUCGAGGAACAAAAUGUGAAAGUAAACCGCCCUUUUUUAAACACUUGCAGUGCUGAACAAUUGAGAGACUCGUUACCGUACACAAAAGAAGCGUGCUCGCCCUCAAGCAGCUCCAGUAAUCAAACCUACAAUGAUAAGAAUGCAUCGAGUAACAAUGACGCUGAAGGGCCUUUACACUGGCUCGACCAUAAUCCAAAUCCUCCAUACAGUAAUGAUAAUACGAACGGCGCAGCGGCGCAAAGUGAAAUUGAAAAUCACUUCUCAGGAAUGGCGCGUGAAACACGGAAGUCGAAAUCCCCUACGAAUUUACACGCUAGAUCUAAAAAUAUCACAAGUUUAGAAGAGGCUCUGGGCGGUAACUUUUCGGUAAGGAAUCAAGUAAAUUAUAUCGACAGAAUUGUUUCGGACAGGGGCGAUUUCGAAUCACGAGAUUUAUUCGACGAUAGUAGUUUUUUUAGUUUUUCGAUUCAAAGUGCGGACCACAACUUCGAGGAGGCCGUUAACGAUUUUAAUUUAACUGCGGAGGACAUACAAAAUUUUGUUUCCAAAUACGACUCGUCGUCAUCGAAACGAACGUCCACAACGGAAGAUCGGGACGGUGAGGAUAAUCAUCAAUACGCGAUCGAAAAGGGCGAACGUUUGUCCUCCGAUUAUUCCGUCGAUAAUUUCGAUAGCGAUUCGAGUGACGUGGACUCGUCCAGUGCGACAGAUAGUGAUUCGAUCGGUGAGCAUAUUAUUAACGAAGGACUGGCGACCAUUACGGAAGAGGAUCGCGCUACCGCGAGUAGCGUACAAUCCGCACCAGAAGGCGACUCCUCAAGUCAGGAUGACGAAUCGACUGUAAAAGGAAAUGCGGUAUGGUCAGGAACCACUUCAAAUCGAGAAUCGAGUUCGGAGCUCUCAUCCUGUUCGUCGACGCAUUCGAAAACUUUGAAAGAUAGCUCCACGCGAUGCAAUGACGAUUUUCAAUGGAUACGUAAAGAUCCGAUCGAAAUGUCGAUUCAAAAAAUGGACCAGCAACUUCCGCAAACAAAACCGCCGAUUAAUCGUUCGCUGAGGGAGAGGUCGUCGCGCAGAUCGUCGGAAAGGGAACGAGCGGCGGCGCCUGGAAGCUUGGACAGACGAAGACAUCAUCAGAACCGGCAGGAGAGAGAUCAGAAAGCGAGGUCCUCGCAUAUACUGAAAAGUCCGCCGAAAUGCGAUGACUAUGCAAGUACGCAGAGUUGCCAGAACUGGUGUUGCAACCCGCAUCCGAACGAGCAGUACUGUUUUGAUAACUUUCAUCGGCGACAUGAGAGGGUCGAUCCGCAGAGGUACGGAAGUAGUCCGAUGUUAAUGGACCAGCGGUUUGUGGACAGAGGGAGUCAUCCGGAUCUUUACAAUGAAUUUGGUCGAUUCAGGCACGAACAACCGUACGGGUGCUGCUCGUAUCACACUGCGCCGCCUUGCUGUUUCUUUAGUGAUGCGCGAAGUUAUCACUGGCCUCCUCCAUCUUAUUCACUUAAUAAGGGAAGCGACCACGAUGACAAGUUACGCAAAUUGCAGUCGGAAAAGGAUAAUCUACAGCUACAGGUUCAGGUUCUCACCGAGCAAAUCGAAGCUCAAGGCGACAAAAUUACGGAUUUGGAAAAGGUUCUCAUCGAGCGCAAGCAACAGUUGACUAAUUCUGAGGAUAUGCUACAACGGGAAAUGCUGUCACGGUCAUCUUUAGAAACGCAGAAAUUGGAGUUAAUGUCGGCGAUUAGCGAAAUGAAACUUCAUCAGGCGGCGCUCGAAAGAGAAAACCUGGAAUUGAGAAGCUCAAGAUUUAAUAAUAAUGGUAUAAGCGGAACGAAACCACCUGUAAGGGCGAGGCCGUCUCCCCAACCUCACCAUUCAACGCCUGUACAUCACAACAGUAAUCCUGGUAUAAAUGUAAGAAUGUCGCCUUCUCCGAGUCCUGUCCCUACAGGCGCAAUGAUCUCUCAAUCGCCGAGAAAGAUUGAAUCUAACUCUCCAGUACAAGAUUUAGCGCAGCCUCCAAAGACACCUCCUGCAAACUAUCGAAGACAAAUCGAUAUACAUUACGGCAGUCUACCUAGACAACAGUUCAUCAGUAAUGGUGAAAUCGUUCCGGUUACAGAUACAAACGCGAAUACCGCAAAUAAUUCACGAAAAGGAGUGGCGUUCGGUAGGGGAUUUUAUUCAUUACUUGGUGUUCGGGGCAGAGGACAUUCUGUACCCAAUUUAGCCGAAACGGAAAAAAUUAUAAUAGACGAAAACAGUGAUGGUACACCAAGUUCGCCAUCUUUACAGUUCAACAAGAACAAGGGCAUUAAGAAAAUAUUCGGCCGAAUGAGAAGGUCCGGUUCCGGUAAUUUGGAAGACAUUCCCGGUCUUUCCGAAUUUCAACGUGGUGGCGUUAGGGCGACAGCCGCGGCGAGGUUAGGCUGGAGCGAACCGUUGAUUUUGACAAAACCGGAUAAACCAUUUCCUGAAUGGGACACGGAGAACAUCUGCGAUUGGUUGCAAGAUCUAGGGUUAGAACAGUACAUAUCAGAAGCAAAACGGUGGAUUAAAAACGGCCAACAGUUACAAGAGGUUCCGAUUCAAGAGAUUGAGAAAGAAUUAGGCAUAAGAAAUGUGUUACAUAGAAAGAAAUUGCAAUUGGCAAUAGCCGAUUCGUUAGAAAACGGAUCGAGCGAUCCUUACUUAGAAAAGGCGGGUAAACUGGACACCGCCUGGGUUUUAAGGUGGUUAGACGAUUCGGGACUGCCUCAGCAUAAAGAAGCGUUUUUAAUUAAUCGCAUUGACGGACGUGUGUUGCAUCGGUUAACGGUGGACGAUUUGUCGGUGCUUCACGUUACCUCUCUUCUGCAUGUUGCUAGUUUAAAACGAGGUAUUCAGGUUCUUCGUGAAAACGAUUUUGAACCUGGUUGUUUACAGCGAAGGUCGUUGCCGGAUGAUCCUGAGCAACCGACACCUAAACAAAUUUGUUUGUGGACAACACAUAGGGUAAUGGAAUGGUUAAGAGCUGUGGAUUUGGCCGAAUACGCCCCGAAUUUGCGUGGCGCCGGUGUCCACGGCGGGUUAAUGGUACUCGAAGAUAAAUUCACAUCCGAGCUUCUGGCUACACUGUUGAAUAUUCCACCUGGAAAAACUUUACUUCGACGUCAUCUCAAUACUCACUUCAAAGAACUAUUAGGCAAAGACAUAAUUCAAGAGAAGCGAGAGUCGGAAGGAACUUUAGGUUAUAUACCUUUAACACCAUCUGCCAAAUUGAAGGUCACCAAGAAGUCUCAGUUUUCAUUAAAACGCAAGAAAAGUAAAGGUGAAGUGGACUACGGCGAUUUAGUUUGCCCGCUGAAUCCGAACUGCGAAGGUGAAAUGAAUGGUUCUAUUAGAAGCUCUAUGGGUAUAAAAAGAGUAGAAGAAGUAAAGGAAGAGGCUGUCUCUCUUCUCAGUGAUGAUGGAUCUCUGACUGACUCAUUUUCUCAAUCUCCAUGUGUGUCUCCUUUACCAGACAGACAUCUAGUCUAGUCCGUAUUUUGUACAAGGUUUGAUUUUGUAAUGUUUAAUUUAUAAACAAAAUAUUUAUUAUUAUAAUUAUACUUUAGGUGGUCACAGAAUGUUUAAUAGUAGGUACUUCAGACAAAUUUGCUAAAUCAUUAAAUGUUACUAAUCAUCUAAUGAAACUGCGCAUAACAAUCAGUGCCGAAGCUGACUUGACCUCCCUCAUUUUAUAUAAGCUGUAUUUGUUUGUUUACCUUUAAUGACUUAACAUAUUUGUCUGUAUCGUUCAAGCUAUAGUUCCUAUGUCAUUCAUUAUUGCUGUUUUGUAAAGUGUAUAAAGAAUAUCAAGUACUGCAACUUUCAAAUUUAACUGUCUUAAAUAUCUGUGAUAGUGCUACUUUCAGAGAUAUAUAAAAAUUUGUUAUAUGUAACAGGGGACACUUACAUGUAAAAGAAUGCAUAGGAAGCUAUCAUGAUACUGACCCUAUAAAAUGAUGCAUUUAUUAUUAGUAUUUUGAGUAUUACAUACCUAUGUAUCGUUACAUUAUUAGGUACGAAAUAAUCAGACUAUAGAGGUGUAAAGGUAAUAUAAUAUUUUUAGUCUUCCCCAAAAUGCCUUAAAGU